UGAAACUGAAAGCGGUUUGAAUCAGGAAGUGCUGAGUGUGAACAUGGAUUCCAGGCGGCAGGUCCACAGUUUGACCGAGGAGGCAAUUUGUCCCAUUUGUCUGGAUUUCUUCACCGACCCGGUUAUACUGGAUUGUGGACACAACUUCUGCCGCUCCUGUAUCACCCAGAGUUGGGAAAAGCAGGAGAUAAACUCCUGCCCGGAAUGUAGACGGGAGUUUCCGGAAAGAAAUCUCAGGGUAAAUCGGUCCUUAGCGAAUCUGGCCGAGAAAGCUCGAAAAUUAAAGCUGAAUCCACAAGAGAAGGAAAGUAAACCUCACUGUGAGGAACAUCAGGAAGAACUGAAGCUGUUUUGUGAAACUGACAAGAAAUUGAUCUGUCUGAUUUGUAGAGAUUCCCGGGAACACAAAUCUCACAACUUCAUGCCGAUCAAAGAAGCUGUUGGUAUCUACAAGGAUCGGGUGAAAUCUUCCUUAGAUUCUCUCACUGAGAAGAAAUCGGAGGCUCUAGAAAUGGAGCGGCAGCAGAAACAAAAGAUUUCCCAAAUUCAGGAGGAAUCCAGAAAUCUUCAGACCCGCAUCACGUCCGGAUUUGCUCAAAUGCACCAGAUUCUCAAUGAGAAAGAGCAGCGGUUACUCCGAGAUCUCAGUGAACAAGAGGAAAACACUCUGAAACCAAUGGAGGAAAACCUUUGUGAAAUUCAAGAUAAUUUAAAGUCUAUUCAGGAGAAACUUUCAAAGUUGGAAAAACGGUUGGAAGAAACAGACGGAGUGAUAUUCCUGAAGGAGGAAGCAUCUCGGAAAAGGAGGAUUAGCGACGAGUUUGGUCAAAACCUGUCACUGACUGAUGGUGUCCUGUCCAUUGAAAUAACCGACAUCCUUUCAGAAUUUCCAGUGUGGACAGAAGUGGUGGAGGCCAUGAAACCUAAUAAGGGUCAGAUAAGUUCCUUUGUCCUGAUUAUAUUUUAUACUUUAAUUGUUACAUUCUGACUAUCCACUCUAUCUGUGCCUCUCAUCAUCUUAUACACCUCUAUCAAGUCACCUCUCAUCCUUUUUCACUCCAAUGAAAAAAGCCCGAUCUUUCCUCAUGAGACCUGCCCUCCAGUCCAGGCAGCAUCCUGGUAAAUCUCCUCUGCACCCUCUCUAAAGCUUCCACAUCUUUCCUAUAAUGAGGGGACCAGAACUGAACACAAUAUUCCAAGUGUGGUCUCACCAGGGUUUUAUAGAUCUGCAGCAUAACCUCGCAGCUCUUAAACUCAAUUCCCCUCCUUUUGUCAGAGAUGGGGUUGUUUGCUGAUGAUUGCACGAUAUCUGGCACCAUUUGCAACCCACUCAGAUCGCGAAGCUGUCCAUGUUCAGAUACAGAAAGACCAGACAUUAUUGAGGCUUGGCCUGAUGUGUGGCAAGUAAUAAUCAUGCCCAUAUAAGUACCAAGCAGUGAACAUCUCCAAGAUGAGAGAAUCGAAACAUCAGCCCUGACAUCCAAUGGUAAUGCAACUCAUCACCAUCACCUCAACAUCCUGGAUGUUAACAUUGACCAGAAACUGAACUGGGCCACCUUCAUUUUCAACUGGGCCAUUGUCAUCAUUUUCUAAUUUGGUGAAGACAGCCGCAAAGUUUUCAUUUCAUACCACUGUUUCAAUGAGUAGUUUACCCAGCUUUUUUCUUCGGGGCCCAGUCUGUCCUUCGCUCAUCUUUUCCUGUUAAUAUGUUUGAAAAGCACCUUUUUAAGCGUCCCCGUACACCUGCAUCUUAGUGAUAAAAACCACAACACAGCCUGAUUUAAGUUUGUUUUGGAAAAGGACACGAAAACUGAAGUGGUUCAAGAAGGCAGCUCCCCAUCACUGUCUGAAGGGCAACAAGGGAUGGGAAAUAAAUGCUGGCCCAGCCAGCAACACCCAUAUCCCAUGAAUGAAUGAAAAAUUGUGUGUCUUGGAUUGGAGAAGGCAGAUUGAAUUAAAAUAAGGCGGGAUCUAGUCAAUGCAGAUCGUGAACAGGUAUUUGUGAGAUAAUCUAUGCAGCACAGUGCGGGGAGUGGGUGGGAGUGGGUGCUCAAACAGGAAAUGGGCAGAGGACAGGACCAAAACUUCCCCUUUAGGGUGACGUGUGGGAACAACAUGCCCGGAGAACCCUGGAUGUCUCAAAAUAUUCAAUACUGGAUAAGAAGAUAAAAAAGAUGCUUUCAGCAGGUGAAAGAGCAAAACAGCAGACAUCCUGGUGGAUUUUCAAAAGAGCAGUGGGGAAGGUAAGAAAACAUUAAGAAAGCACAGAGAGUUGUUAAAAUUACGGAGAAUCCCAAGAAAUUGAACAGGCAUAUUAAAGUGAAGAAGAAAACCAUGGAAAGAGGACACGUUUGGGACCAAGGGGCCAAACUGUGUGUUGAGUCAGAGGACAUUGGUAGAGUGUUAAAUGAAGACUUCACUUCUGUCUUCACUUGGGAGAAGGAGGAUGUUGAUACAGAAUUUUGGAAGAGGUCCUUGAACAGAUUGACAUAGGGAGUAAGGAGAUAUUGGAGGUUUUUGACAGUGGACACAUCCCCAGGUCCAGAUGAGAUGUCUCCCAGGUUGCUGUGAGAGGCAGGGGAGGAAAUUACAGGGGCUCUGACCCCAAAUGUUUAAUUUGACUGUGGCUACAGGGAAGGUGCCAGAGGACUGGAGGACAGCUAAGGUGGUUCCACUUUUUAAGAAGGGUGUUAGAGACAAACCAGGGAAUCUCAGACCAGUGAAUCUCUCAUCAGUGGUAGGGAAACUAUUGGAGAAAAUCCUGAAGGAGAGAAUUCAUCUCCACCUGGAGAGGCAAGAUGUGAUUCGGGAUAGUGAGCAUGGCUAUAUCAGAGGAAGGACACAACUAACAUGUUUGAUGGAAUUUUUCAAGGAAGUGACCAGGUGUAUAGAUGAGGGUAGAGCAGUUGAUGUAGUUUACAUGGAUUUCAGCAAAGCCUUUGAGAGUGUUCCACAUUAAAUUGACAAAGACAGUGAGAGCACAUGGGAUCCAGGGUAACCUGUCAAGAUGGAUCCAAUAUUAGCUCAGUGACAGGAGACAGAGCAUGGUGUUAGAAGACUGUUUAGUGUGUCGUGGUGUCAUACUGGAUCAGUGCUGGGUCUCUGAUUGUUUAUGAUUUAUUUAAAUGAUAUCAAUGGGAAUGUGGGGAAAUGAUAAGUAAGUUUGCAGAUGAUACGAAAGUUGCCUGGAUGGUUAAUAUUGAGGAAGGAGGACAUAGGUUCCAGGAAGUUAUCGAUGCGUUGGUUGAAUUGGCAGAUCAAUGGCAGAUGGAAUUUGAUCCUGAAAAGUGUGAGGUGAUGCACUUUGGAAGAAGUAACAGGACAAGCAGUUACUCAAAAAAUGGCAGGACACUAGGAAGCUCAGAGGAGCAGAGGGAUCUUACAGUGUGUAUCCACGGAUCCAUGAAGGUGGCUGAAUGUGUUAACAGAGGAGUUAGGAAGGUGCUUGGCUUUAACACUUGAGGCAUAGAUUAUAAAAUCAGGAGGUUAUGUUUAAGCUGGACAGGACUUUGGUUAUCGGAUCAGUAAUAAGGGAGCAUAAUUUUAAGAUGAAGGGCAGGAGGUUUUGGGAGUAUUUGAGGAAAAUCUCUUUCACCCAGAGAGUGGUGGGAGUUUGGAAUGCACUGCCUGGGAGGGCAGGAGAGAUGGAACCGCAACAUUCAAGGCUAUCGGCCAAGAGCUGAAAAGUGGGAUUCCUGUAGCUAGGCUGGUGCAAAAUCAAUGGGUUGAAGGGCCUCUUCUGUACUGUCUGACCCUGUGACUCACAUUCAAUACACCUGCUUUAUUAACUGUUAUAGGGAAAUCAUACAUUGAAACAGGUGCAUGUGACAAUUUACAGUGCAAUUGGCUGAAUAAUACUGAAUUCUCACCCGGUCAUUCCAAAUAAUUUCUACUUUAGGCAUUUUGUUUGAAAAAGUCUCUUUAGUAAGAACGGUUGCUGCCCCUGGGCUAUGUAAAAAAUGGUGACGAGAGCAAAAUAUUGUGUGCUCAUAAUCAGCAGCAAAAGCUGCAGCUUCAGUGUGAGAGGGAAAGGGGGGAAUGAUAAAGGGAAAUGAAAAAAGUGUUGAUAAGAGACUGAGAAAGAACUUACUGUUACAAAGCUCUGUGAUAUUUCCUGGAAAUUCCUCAGCACUUCAUAAUCAAUGAAUUACUUUUUGACGUGUGAUUAACAUUGUUAAGAAACUUUUGUAAUUGCUGUUAAAAUUUAUUGGUUUCAAUUUGUUUGUGUAUAAAUAGGUAAUAUGGCAAUAUUUGAAUCAUGAUGAUAAUUAAAAUAUGGAAACACAUUUCCUAAAUUCCCUGGUAUUUUGUGAAAGGGAAAGCUCAUGUUGAUUUGAAUUUCAAAUUAUACAAUUGUUUCAACACAGAAAGAGGCCAUUCAGCCUGUCUUGUCUGUUCUGGCCCUCUGCAACAGAAAUUCACUUAUUGCCACUUAUCCUCUUUUUCCGGCCAGCCCUGCAAAUUUAUGCUCUUCAGUUAAUGGUUCAAUUCUGUUGUGAAGGACACAAUUGUCUCUGGCUCCACUAGACUCUCAGGCAGUGCAUUCCAGACAGUCAUAGAGACAUACAGCAUGGAAAGUGACCGUUCUGUCCAACUCAUCCAUUAUGACCAGAUAUCCUAGAUUGAUCUAUUGCCAUUUGCCAGCAUUUGGCCCAUAUCCCUCUAAACCCUCCCUAUUCAUAGACCCAUCCAGAUGCCUUUCAGAUAUUGUAAUUGUACCAGACUUCACCGCAUCUUCUGGCAGCUCAUUCAAUUCAUGCACCACCCUCUGCGUGAAAAGGUUCCCCCUUGGGUCCCUUCUAAAUCUUUCCCCUCUCACCUUAAUCCUGUGCUCACGAGUGUUGGACUUCCCGAUCCUGGGAAAAAGAACUUGACUAUUAAUCCUAUCCACACCCCGCAUGAUUUUCUAAAUUCUCUAAGGCCACCCCUCGUCCUCCGAUGCUCCAGAGAAAAUGGCCCCAGCCUUUUCAUGCUCUCCCUAUAGCUCAAACUCUUCAACCCUGGCAACACCUUUGUAUAUCUUUUCAGAACCACUUCAACUUUCACAACAUCCUUCCUAUUUUAGGGAGACCAGAAUUGCAUGCGGUAUUCCAAAAGUGGCCUAACCAAUGUCCUGUACAGCUGCAACAUGACCUCUGACUCCUCAUCAUGGUCUUUCAAGUUUUAUACCACCUUUCCAAUUCUCCUUGAGAUUGUGGAUGAUAAACUGAAGACGUAAAUUGUUUUAUUCCCAAACUAUUCAUUAUUUCUUUAAAUAUAUUUGAAAUUAAAUUUUGAACCUUGAUUUAAUUGUAUUUCUCUGGAUAAUCCAUGUCUUGUUAAAAAAGUAGGACUUACAUUUCCAUGUCCAUUUUUGCUGUAUUUUUCCUUCAAGUCACUGCUUUCGGAAAUUGUGCUGAAAAAUCUGUGCAUAUUCAAAGAUAUUGAUUGCCACUCUUGGUUGUAGAUUAGUAUCACACACAAUCGAUGAAGACCUUGCUAAACAGUUCUUCCAAAAUUGGUAUCAGAAUUAAAGGCGCAGGUUUAAUUUAUGUUUGGGGUUUCACCAAUACCAUACAUGUAUAGUACGUCUGUCAAAAUGUCACCCCAUCAUAAUACAGUCCUGGCAAAUAAAAACAUUUUAAUAUUUUAACCUAUGUUUUCCCGUGUCCAAAGUAACCGGCCAUUCGAAUGUUGAGAAACACUUGUAAAAUUUCCCAUCAUCUGAUGGAUUCCUGCUCAUUCCUUAUUGACUGAUAUUUAAGGUGGUCUUCUUUUCCUCAUUUACACUCUGUCUUUUA
Molecule: messenger RNA, 5780 nt
Organism: Rhincodon typus (whale shark)
Lineage: Eukaryota; Metazoa; Chordata; Chondrichthyes; Orectolobiformes; Rhincodontidae
Product: nuclear factor 7, brain-like
Exons: 5
Coding region: 44-988 (314 amino acids)
Molecular function (GO): zinc ion binding
Source: RefSeq, a predicted model, not a curated record